Messenger RNA from Camellia sinensis, 432 nucleotides. RefSeq names its product putative mitochondrial protein AtMg00300. NCBI's taxonomy places the organism in Eukaryota, Viridiplantae, Streptophyta, Magnoliopsida, Ericales, Theaceae. The record is from RefSeq and is a predicted model, not a curated record.
AUGGGCAACGACCAAGCUUGUAGAACAAAGGGGAUUGGAACAAUUCGACUGAAGAUGCAUGAUAGAACAAUUAGAAUUCUCGAAGAUGUUCGAGUAACUGUGGAAGGUAGAGUCCUCAAAGUUGUUCGAGGAGCAUUUGUUGCAAUGAAGGGUAUUCGAAAGGGAAAUUUAUAUUUCCUAGACGGCUCUACAAUCACAGGGAGAGUGGAUGUCUCCACCAGCUCAGAGGAUGAUGCAUCAGACACUUCCAGACGUUGGCACAUGCGCUUAGGGCAUACUGGAGAAAAGGCUUUACAAGGGUUGGUAAAGCAAGGCCUGUUAAAAGGCCCCAAAACAGGGAAACUUGAGUUCUGCGAGCAUUGUGUACUGGGCAAGCAAACAAGAAUCAAGUUUGGUACUGCUAUUCAUCGCACCAAAAGGAUUCUAGACUAA